Molecule: messenger RNA, 1101 nt
Organism: Dictyostelium discoideum AX4
Lineage: Eukaryota; Evosea; Eumycetozoa; Dictyosteliales; Dictyosteliaceae
Product: phosphoesterase, PA-phosphatase related-family protein
Exons: 1
Coding region: 1-1101 (366 amino acids)
Biological process (GO): phospholipid metabolic process
Cellular component (GO): membrane
Source: RefSeq, a predicted model, not a curated record
AUGGAAAAUAGUGGAUUACUAUUUAAUAAUGAUGAAACAAUUAUAAAUAAAAAAAUCAAAAAAAUAAUUUAUGAAAAUCAAUAUGAUAAACCAUUAUUUUAUGAUAUUGAUUUAAGGAAAAAUAAUAAAAAAUUAAUUUAUUUAUUAGAUUGGUUUUGUGUAGUUGUUUUAUUAGUUAUUGGUUCUAUAUUACUUUUAAAAGUACCAGUAAGAGGAAGAUUGUUUAGAUUAAACGAUGAAUCAAUAUCGUAUCCGAAACUAGAGGAAAUCAUACCCCUUGGCUUAUUAAUACCUCUUGUAACUGCCGUACCAUUUGCAAUGAUACUACUAAUUUCAAUUAUAUUUAAAAGGGAUAUAAACGAUUUCCAUCAUUCACUAUUAGGAUUUCUUCAAUCAAUUUCAGUUACAAUACUAUUAACUGGAUCAUUUAAAGUGUUCAUUGGAGGAUUGAGACCUUCGUUUUUAGAAUUUUGCAAACCUACUAAAGAAUCAAUCGUAGCAGGCAACCCACCUGUUGGGUAUGGUGCAAUCUAUUAUGAUAGAUCAAUUUGCACAGAGAGUGAGUUUAUUGUAAAUGACGGUUUAUCAGCUUACCCAUCUGGUCAUUCAAGUAUUGCUGCGAGCUGUUUUGGUUUCUUGGCAUUGUAUUUAUUGGCUAGAUUAAAGUGUUUUGAUAAUAGAGGUCAUAUUAUUAUUUAUUUACUUAUUAUUGGUUGUUUAAUUACUGCUGGGUUAAUUGGUAUUUCAAGAGUUGCCGAUUAUCGUCACACUUUUUUAAAUGUUUUAGCUGGUUGGUCAAUCGGUUUAUUAAUUAGUUUAUCAUGUUAUCGUUUAAAUUUCUCUUCAUUAUUUGGUCGUGAUAAUCAUAUUUCAAUUCAUUCUCAUUGGUUAACUUAUUGGGAUUAUCAUAAUAAUAAUAAUAAUAGUAAUAGUAAUAAUAAUAAUAAUAAUAAUAAUAAUAAUAAUAAUAAUAAUAAUAAUAAUAAUAAUAAUAAUAAUAAUAAAAAAGAUAAUAUUAAUAAUAACUCAACUAAAACUCAAAACAAUUUUGAAAGUUAUCAAUCACCGAAUGGUAUACCAUUAAAUGAACUUCAAAAUUAA